Molecule: messenger RNA, 2000 nt
Organism: Neltuma alba
Lineage: Eukaryota; Viridiplantae; Streptophyta; Magnoliopsida; Fabales; Fabaceae
Product: protein NRT1/ PTR FAMILY 5.2-like
Exons: 4
Coding region: 28-1851 (607 amino acids)
Biological process (GO): transmembrane transport; dipeptide transport
Cellular component (GO): membrane
Molecular function (GO): dipeptide transmembrane transporter activity; tripeptide transmembrane transporter activity
Source: RefSeq, a predicted model, not a curated record
CCUUCCUUGUUAUCCAUUGCGCUCCGGAUGGCUCAGCCUUACUCAGAUUCAGACCAAACGCUUCCUAGUGAGAGAGAAAGAGAGCAGAAGAAGAUGAUGGAAGGAGGCGGGAUGACUAAUGAGUACACUCAAGACGGAACUGUGGAUCUCAAAGGAAAACCUGUCCUUAGAUGCAAACGAGGUCGCUGGAAAGCUUGCUCCUUCGUCGUUGUGUACGAGGUAUUUGAAAGAAUGGCAUAUUAUGGGAUUUCAUCCAAUCUGAUAGUGUAUUUGACAACCAAGCUCCACCAAGGCACCGUAGCUUCAUCCAACAAUGUUACUAAUUGGGUCGGCACCAUCUGGAUCACGCCUAUUCUUGGCGCGUACGUUGCAGACGCUCAUCUGGGCCGUUAUUGGACUUUUCUCAUUGCCUCCAUGAUCUACCUCUCCGGAAUGUGUUUGUUGACAAUAUCAGUUUCAUUACCUUCACUAAAGCCACCAAAAUGUACAGAAAAGGAUUUAACAAGCUGCCAAAAAGCCUCCCCAUUACAACUUGCUGUGUUCUAUGGGGCCUUAUACACUCUGGCAAUAGGAACUGGGGGGACCAAGCCGAACAUCUCCACCAUUGGAGCAGACCAGUUUGAUGAUUUUGAUCCAAAAGAGAAGUCCUCGAAGCUCUCAUUCUUCAACUGGUGGAUGUUUAGUAUCUUCUUUGGAACUCUCUUUGCAAACACUGUCUUAGUUUACAUUCAAGACAAUGUUGGGUGGACUUUAGGGUAUGCCCUUCCAGCUGUAGGGCUUGCAAUCUCCAUUUGCAUCUUCUUGACUGGCACACCAUUUUAUAGGCAUAAAUUGCCCACUGGGAGUCCCUUCACAAGAAUGGCUAGGGUUAUAGUGGCUGCUCUCAGGAAAUGGAGGGUCUCUCUUCCAACGGAUCCUAAAGAACUUUAUGAGCUUGAUUUGCAAGAGUAUACUAAGAAAGGAAAGUUUAGAAUUGACUACACUCCCUCACUCAGGUUUUUGAACAAGGCAUGUGUGAAAAGAGGUUCAGGAACUAGUCCAUGGAUGCUAUGCACAGUCACCCAAGUGGAAGAAACAAAGCAAAUGCUAAGAAUGAUACCAGUCUUGAUUUGCACAUUUGUUCCAAGCACCAUGCAAGCUCAAACCAAUACGUUAUUUGUUAAGCAAGGGACUACUCUUGAUAGACACAUUGGUAGCUUCAAUAUCCCUCCUGCAAGCUUAGGAGCAUUCAUCACGUUAUCCAUGUUAAUCUCAGUUGUUCUCUAUGACCGUUACUUUGUGAAGAUCAUGAAGAAGAUAACCAAAAACCCUAGGGGCAUUUCACUUCUUCAGAGAAUGGGAAUUGGGUUAACAAUCCACAUUAUGAUUAUGAUCACAGCAAGUUUCACUGAGAGAUAUAGACUUAGUAUGGCAAGAAAAUAUGGGGUUGUUAAGAAUGGAGCUCAAGUUUCUUUGAGCAUAUUUAUUUUGCUUCCUCAGUUUAUUCUUAUGGGAAUUGCUGAUGCAUUGUUGGAAGUUGCAAAGAUUGAGUUCUUCUAUGAUCAGGCCCCAGAAAACAUGAAGAGUCUUGGGACUUCAUAUUCUAUGACUACUUUAGGUGCUGGGAACUUUCUUAGUACUAUUUUGCUAUCAACUAUUUCAAAAAUCACCAGCAAUAGUCAUAAUCAUCACUAUGGAUGGAUCUUGAACAACCUCAAUGCUUCUCAUCUUGAUUACUAUUACGCAUUUUUUGCAGUACUGAAUCUAUUAAACUUCUUCUUGUUCAUUGUUGUGACCAAGUUUUAUGUGUAUAAAGCUGAAGUAUCAAAUUCUAUCCAAAUGCUCACUCAAGAACUGAAGGGGGAACAGUGAGUCCAAGGGAUUAGUUAGUUGGUUUAAUUUGAUUGAAAAUAAUGAUAUAGUUCUUGGGAUCAUGGUGAAUGAUUGAGUGUUUAAUUCUAGUAUGCCCUUGUUAAAUGGUGACUUACAUGAGAAUGUAUGAAGGAGGAAAAAAAGAAUUA